Messenger RNA from Cynara cardunculus var. scolymus (artichoke), 2109 nucleotides. RefSeq names its product protein FAR1-RELATED SEQUENCE 5-like. The coding region runs from base 1 to 2109 and encodes 702 amino acids. Gene Ontology annotation, biological process: regulation of DNA-templated transcription. Gene Ontology annotation, molecular function: zinc ion binding. Lineage: Eukaryota; Viridiplantae; Streptophyta; Magnoliopsida; Asterales; Asteraceae. The record is from RefSeq and is a predicted model, not a curated record. The transcript has 6 exons.
AUGAGUGAUCAGGGAGAAGGUAUUAUUUGUCAUGAAACUCAUGACAGAUACAGUAACGCUGUUGCGGAUGAAGAUGGGUGCUAUGAUGCAUUAUCACAAGAAAUGGGGGAAUCACCUGAGGGCACGAAGUUAUGGUUUCCUAAAGUAGAUGCCAAUAUUUGUCCAAAAGUUGGUGAAUUCUUUUCAUCGGUUGACGCCGUAGAAAAUAUGUAUAAGAAAUACGCGGACGUUGCUGGGUUUGAUAUCCGACUGGCCAGCAAGAAAAUGAACUUGUUGGGUGAAGUGCAAACACGUUAUUUUGUUUGUAGCAAAGAGGGUAUUCCACCCAAAAAGGAAUUUGAUUCUUUAGAAGUUUCAUCGGGUGAGAAGAGAAGACGUAAUACAAAUUUCAAACGUACUGGUUGUAAAGCUUGCCUAAAGGUACACUAUGUCAAAGAGAGUGGCCGGUACGAGGUUUAUCAUUUCAUUGAGUCUCAUAAUCAUAUGCUUUGUCGUUCGGAUGAAAAGUUGUUCACCCAUUCCAGACGCCAACUUGACUACAAGGAUCAUAAAAAUGUUUACCAUGCAUCCAGCUCUAAAGUUGGUAUCACUCAAUCACGCAUGAUGCAGUUGGCAAUUAACGGAGGUUUAGUAUCAUCUGGUGGGACAGCUAGGGAUCAUAUGAACUUUAGAAGAGACAUAAUGUUAUUCGUUGGUAACAAAGAUGCACAAAUGCUAAUAAACAAGAUGAACAAACGGCGUGAACAUUGCCCGGAAUAUUUUUUUGAAUAUAAGUGUGAUGAGAAGGAGUUGAUUGCAAUUUUUUGGGCAGAUGAAACAGCAAGGAUGAAUUACAAACAUUUUGGAGACACCAUAUCGUUUGACGCUACAUUUCGGACAAAUAAGCAUGCAAUAAUUUUUGUACCAUUAGUUGCAAUUGACAAUCACAAGAAGUCCGUUGUGGUUGGUGCUUCAUUGAUUAGAAAUGAAUCAAUCGUUAAUUUCACUUGGGUAUUGAAGGCGUUUAUGAAAGCCCACGGUAGUCAGCCGCAGUUUAUCCGUGAUCAUUUAGCCCAUGGAACCCCGUUUAAAAGCAAGUUCAACAAACUCGUAUGGAAUGUACACCUAAGUCCCGAAUAUUUUGAGGAGAAAUGGAAUGCAUUGAUGGAUGAGUUUGGACUGCGGGGUCACUCGUGGUUCGAAGAAAUGUAUGCAAUAAGAGAAUCUUGGAUUCUAGCGUACUUCAAUGACUACCCAAUGUCUGGUCUUAUGAAAACCACUUCCAGUCAAAGGAAAGAACAUUGUUCACUUGAGGUUGCAACUAGAACUACAAUACCUAAAUUGUUGUCACCGUCCAAAAUUGAAGCGCAAACAGCGAACGUGUACACAAAAACAAUGUUUUUUGAGGUGCAAAAGGAAAUGAACAAGGCAGUAUGGUUUUGUGGGGUCGUCGAUGUAGUAGAGGUAGGGGAUAAGAUGAUUUACAGUAUUACACAUAAGAACAAGAAUUCUGAGAUCAAAGCUACGUACAAGGUGGUUCAUGAUGUAGGGGAUGAUUCUUUUGAUUGUAGUUGCAACCAUUUUGUUCGCAAUGGUAUAUUAUGUCGCCACGCGUUUAAGGUAAUGUUAAAUUCUGAGGUGCAAUAUAUACCCGAGAAGUACAUCUUACCGCGAUGGAGACGAGAGUUAGUUCCCGUAGAGUUGUUGUCGGCUCGUGUUAGGUAUGGUGAAAUGGAUGUUGAGAAACAAGCUUUGAUCAACCAGGCUACGUCAAUGUUUGAUCUUAUUAUUGGGCGUGUACGGAAUGAUAAGGAAGCGUUGACAGAGUUUGUGGAACGAUUGGAAUGUUUGGGUGAUGAAAUUUCGGUGGACAUUCCAGUAUUGACAGGUACUGAGCAGAAGAUAAAUGAUAUUCAAGAGCUAUUAUGUGUUUCCGAACCUGAAUCGGUUGAUGUCUUACCACCAACAGGGAUACGUAAUAAAGGUUGUGGGACCAGAAAGUGUCUUGUUGGUAUGUCAGAGAGGAUAUCCAUGAAUGCAAAGAAGCCGAAAAGAUUGUGCAGAACUUGUGAUAAAAUGGGGUGGCAUGAUUCCCGUAACUGUCCAUCAAAGGGUGAUAGUACCAAAUAA